Molecule: messenger RNA, 2633 nt
Organism: Chara braunii
Lineage: Eukaryota; Viridiplantae; Streptophyta; Charophyceae; Charales; Characeae
Source: the annotation of a GenBank genome assembly
GAAGGAGAUUUGGAAUAAAUGUACGGGAAAGACUGACGGUAAGAAUCGAGUAUGAUGAGUCAUUGUGUAAAGUGGAAAUUUGAAGGGUGUGUGCAGAAUUGGUAGGACAGUUGGGAUUGCCGGAAUCUUGGAGACUGAUGUUUGUACGUCGGAUAAGGGUUGUUUUUGGGAAGCAUCGGAGUAUUGGGGAUCUGAUGUACGAUUUUAGGCAUGCCGCUAAGAAGGAAAAGGCGGAAUGUGGUUGUGUGGGGAUGGAGGAGAGUUUGACUCGGGUCGAUGCGCAUGUGUGUUUUAGGAUGAGUGAAGCGAGCUUCGUGCCUGAUUGGUUGAAAAACGCUCGCAAUAUUCCGAAACCGACGCAUGCAUGCUCAAAGCGUAAUCUCAGGAAGCAAUUGGUCGAGGGAUUUGGAUCCCUACUGAAUUACUGUCAACUGACAAAAAAGGAGUUCGAAGGGAAGAUUCCUGAUUGGAUGAUUGAAAAGUGCUUCAACAAGAUUAAGGGUGAGUACUGUGGAGGCUGCGAUGUCGCAGAGGUGCGUGGAUGGAGAGAUCGACUAGAUGGGUUAGUAUGUUGCCCAGUAGACCACAAUCCAGGGGAUUCAAUGGUGUGUUGCCCCCUAGUUUAUCGGGAAGGGAUGGAGAAGAUGUUCGUAAAGAACCCAGGGUUUGAGUUGUGUGACCAGACGGAGGAGGAACUGAAUGCUAGCAAUGGUCGAAGCUUCAACAGCCUGGGAUUAACGAAACUGGGUAAGUGGAAUCCGAAGGGUCGAUGCUACGUCAUCCCCAAACAUAAAGACAUCCGGAAGUGGAGACCGAUCUGCCCAACGUUCGAGGAAUGUGGGGUGAAAGCCAGCAAGCGCCUGGCCAGGGCCAUCAACAGAAUGCUGUGGGACCUUCCUCCGAGAAGCAACUUCAACAUGAGAAGCACGGAGGAGCUGAUUGACAGAAUUUUGGAGGCGAAUGAGGAACUAAAGGAGGGGGAGGGCUUUAUUACUGCAGCAUUCGAUAUUAAGGAAAUGUUAUGUAACUUGCCACACGAUGCUGUAAUCGAAGCGGUACGAUGGGUGGUUGAUUUUUGGAUGCUAAAAGGAUGUAAGGGUGUGUUGGUGCAGGAGAGGGGAAGGGGGGCAAAAAUGAGGGUAGGAAAGGGGCAAAUUGGCUGGCUCAGCAUUGACUUCGAUGAUAUCAUUCACUUCGUGGAAUUUGAGCUGCGACGCACUUACGUGAGUGCAUGUGGGCGCAUUCUGAGGCAGCAUAUAGGUAUACCAAUGUGUAAGCCUUCAAGCCCCACGCUCGCCUGCCUGCUGUUGGCAUAUUCGGAGUUCAAAUUCUUGAACUCUCUCGGCCAAAUGAGGGUGCUUACUUACGGAGCACGCAUUAUGGACGAUGUAUCCAUUUUUGUCCGAUAUGUGAAGAAGGAGAUUGGGUCAGAAGACAGAGCUAAGGGAGUGCUAAACGCCUUUGAAAAGUGUUACCAUUGUGACCUUACUUUGGAAAGAACUCACGAGGGACCGCAUUGGGAUUUCCUGGGCUCGGUGGUGACCGUGAGGGAAUGGCCGGAUGGGAUAAUGCGCAGGGGAGCGCUGGCGAAGGCGUGCGCUAGCGAAGGGGAGUGGAGGGGAUCACUGGUGCGAAGAGCGGUGGAGGAGGGGGUGGAGGGGCGGGUGAUAGGUGGAGAUGGAGCAGCUGGGGGGCGGAGAGCUGCGGAGGAGGGGGAAGGGCCGGAGGAGCAGCCCAUAGGUGGAAGAGCAGCGGCAGAAGGGUGGGAGCGCAGGCGGAGGGGAGCAGCCGGAGGGGAGUGGAGAGGAGCGCUGGCGGGGGGCGUGCUGGUUGAGGGGAGCACUGGCGGAGGAGAGCGCUGGCGGGGGGAUCAAGGGAUACGAAAGGAAAUUGGGGGAGGGACGAAGCGGGACGCCGGUGCCGUAGCGCUCUGCUCCCGUGACGCACGUGCGUUAGGGUUUCACUCAGUAGACCGCGGAGUUCACAUGCCAUAUCCCGGGGCGCUCAGCACGGGAGAGACGUGUCACAUAGCUGUCGAGUUUCAACGUGAACUCGAGCUCUUCGUGACGAGGACUUGUCCCAGGAAUGGCGGAGGUGAGGUGUGGAUGUAUCGGGUCGUGGUAAACCCUACUGUGCAAGACAUAGCGGAAUCUUUGAUCACAUUCAAACACUCUGAACUGAAGGACACUGCAUUGGCGGCGGGCUUCCUAUGGAAUAUGCUGAUGUAUCUAGCUCCUGUUGGAGGCUAGUUCCACCACAACAGGGGAAAGGAGGGUAGGCGCUUAGCCGCAUCUCUCCUUUUUUACCGUUCUUACUACUACGUGUCGCAUAGCGGGAAGAGGAUUCUCUGGAGAAGAGACACUUGCCAACUGAAGAGGGAAGACUGGAGGCGAGCUGCAUUUGAAACGUGCUGGAGUAUCUAGCUUCUGCUACAGGCUAGCUUCACUACAACAGGGCUAAGAAGGAAGGGCGCUUGACUGCGGCCUUCCUUUUUGGGCCGGUCUGGAUACUACACGAUCCUCAGUGUGGCUACUUGUGUCGCGAAGCUGGGAAAGGAAUCUUCGCCGAUGAGACACUUGUGAGCCACAGAGGAAACAUCAAGAUCGGGGAAGGAAUCAAGGGCUGGACACGCA